CAUUAUAUUAGCGUGCUGUUGUGCAACACCAACAAGAGACAUUUCCGGGCGGGAGCAGAGAUCGGAUGGACGGCCGGCCAGAUGAAGAAUUUUUUCAUGGUUGCUUUGGACGAGAAGAAUGAGGAAGCAAAAUUUUCACUAUUCUUGAAAGUUAUCGCAAUGCGGUAUCAAGUUUAUUGUAUGUACGGAUACGGAACGCUUAAGAUACCUCGUGUUGCUGUUAUUCAAGUUGAGCCGUGCAUACCGGUACAAAAGACAAUAUCAACGAGUACUCUCCGAGAAAUGAGCGAAAUCGCGAGACAGCGAACGAAGGCUGCAUGGACAGAUGCCAAGCUCGCAGCCUGCAGGGCGUCCUGUUGACUCUUGAUGAUCGAUGUUUUGGUCCGAGGCGCCUACACGAUAUGGGAGUCCGAGUCAAUGACAACGGUCUUUUGGUGUCUCCUCAGGUGUCGUUGGCAGACACGGAUGGCAAUACCGGCUGUGUCAAGAAAGGUUGCUCCACCUCCCCGCCUCCUGUGACCCGAGCUCCCAAGAUGUUGGUUUCAGGUCCGCGAGGCAAGAAAGCGCCUUCUCAAGCUCACUGCCGAAAUCGCAAAGAUCGGCAUCAACAGGUCCCUGCCGACCUGAGGAACCCGAAGGCUGUUGCAGGUGUUGUGUGUCCUCGGGCAGAGAGCCAACGGCCGUCCCAGCAGUUUGGGACCACCACCCGGGGCCGCCGACAGCAAGAACAAGCCACAGGUGUGAAAAAAAAGAAGAAAAAAACCGGUCUGCAACUUUACCCCUGCUGGAAAGGGCGGCCUCUACUUUACCAUUGGCUGGCAUCUGGUCGACGGGCGGAGACCAAUGCCACAUCCAUCUGGCAGAUGCGUGGCACAGCCAGGUCUUGGCUCCAGUUCGUGCCGUGAUUGGCGCUGUUCACGGCACAGUCAAGGCGAUCUGGAGUUCUGGUCAACGACAUGCGACAAACCCCGGGAUCUAGCAAACUGCAAUGCACGCGGUCGGCGUCCAGAACGUUGCACCCUUCCGCAGCUUGAGUUGUUUCCUGCAGUUGUGAAGCGGGCAUGGCUGGAAGGCCCACGGUAUGGCCGUUGUUGUAUCACCGUAGAUGCACGCGACACGUGGAUUUCGGUGUGUCAGAUCUGAAAUGUCUUGACUGCCUCGCUGCGCUGUCAGUGAUGCAGUCUAGGACUACAUAUACAGAGUCGUUGCAUGCACCACGUCGCUCAGGGACACAUGCACAUCGGUCGGUGCCGACCUUGGGCAAGCCACGCUGAGCGAUACAGCUGGGCCA
This is a messenger RNA of Parathielavia appendiculata, 1291 nucleotides long. RefSeq lists its product as uncharacterized. The transcript has a single exon. The coding region runs from base 318 to 905 and encodes 195 amino acids. Lineage: Eukaryota; Fungi; Ascomycota; Sordariomycetes; Sordariales; Chaetomiaceae. The record is from RefSeq and is a predicted model, not a curated record.